This is a messenger RNA of Truncatella angustata, 375 nucleotides long. RefSeq lists its product as uncharacterized. The record is from RefSeq and is a predicted model, not a curated record. Gene Ontology annotation, cellular component: U5 snRNP; precatalytic spliceosome; U1 snRNP. Gene Ontology annotation, biological process: RNA processing; spliceosomal snRNP assembly. Lineage: Eukaryota; Fungi; Ascomycota; Sordariomycetes; Amphisphaeriales; Sporocadaceae. The transcript has 3 exons. Bases 1 to 375 code for a protein of 124 amino acids. Gene Ontology annotation, molecular function: RNA binding.
AUGAAGCUCGUCAGAUUCUUGAUGAAAUGCGCCAACGAGACGGUGACCAUUGAGCUCAAGAACGGCACCAUCAUCCAUGGCACAAUCACAUCAGUCUCGCCGCAGAUGAACACGGCGCUGCGCACCGUCAAGAUGACGGCAAAGGGCCAAGACCCUAUCCCGCUCGACACGAUGAACAUCCGCGGCUCCACAAUCCGAUACUUUAUCCUGCCGGACUCGUUGCCCCUCGACACACUCUUGAUCGACGACUCGGUGAAGCCCAAGAACAAGGCCCGCAAGGAGGUCGCCGAUCGUGCCCCUGGCGCGCGUGGCGGCAGAGGCGGAAUGCGUGGCCGCGGCAGAGGACGUGGUCGUGGUUUUGGCAGGGGAAGAUAA